AUGUCCUUCAAAAGUUUCACAUUUGGAACCGGCUUGGCUGGUACGAGCUUUGCAGGAGACUCAGGUAAUAAUAACAACCAGAAUAAUGUCCAGUUGCAGUUAGGACCUGAUGGUUUGGGACUUGGUUUCGGCACAAUCACUGUAAUUGAUGAUGUUUUAACGGCUCAACCAGAGCUGGGGUCACAAAUAGUUGGGAAAGCUAAAGGAGUGUACGUGGCGAGUUCGGCAGAUGGGAGUAGACAAAUGAUGACAUUUACCGCCUUGUUCGAAGGAGGAGAGUAUGGAGACAGCCUUAACUUCUGCGGCCUGUACAAGAUAGGGAGCGCCGUGUCGCAGUUAUCAGUGAUCGGGGGCAUAGGGAAGUUCAAGAACACAAACGGUUUUGCAGAACUCAAAGCUCUUGUCCCCCCAGGACAGGUUUCCACUGAUGGAGCAGAGACAUUGCUAAGGAUCACUGUCUAUUUGAACUACUAA
Molecule: messenger RNA, 474 nt
Organism: Arachis duranensis
Lineage: Eukaryota; Viridiplantae; Streptophyta; Magnoliopsida; Fabales; Fabaceae
Product: dirigent protein 16-like
Exons: 2
Coding region: 1-474 (157 amino acids)
Source: RefSeq, a predicted model, not a curated record